This is a messenger RNA of Microthlaspi erraticum, 756 nucleotides long. The record is from the annotation of a GenBank genome assembly. Lineage: Eukaryota; Viridiplantae; Streptophyta; Magnoliopsida; Brassicales; Brassicaceae.
AUGGGAUAUUAUGUUGUUGAUCCCGGGUUUGCGAAGCAGAACGUGUAUAACCCAAAGCAAGGGCUAGAGUCGCUAGUCAUAACUCCAAUCUCACAGGCGUCGGCGGAGCAGAGAGCUGGACGUGCUGGUCGUACUGGUCCUGGUAAAUGUUACCGUCUCUACACUGAGAGCGCAUUCCGUAACGAGAUGCCUCCUACAUCAAUCCCUGAAAUCCAGAGGAUUAAUCUCGGAAUGACAACGCUGACCAUGAAAGCAAUGGGGAUCAACGACCUGUUAUCGUUUGACUUCAUGGAUCCACCGCAGCCGCAAGCUUUGAUCUCUGCUAUGGAACAGCUGUACAGCCUGGGAGCGUUGGAUGAGGAAGGAUUACCGAGGGAGAAGCAAGCUCAAGCAGACCAAAAGAGGGCCAAGUUUUUCCAGCCUGAAGGUGACCACUUGACAUUGCUAGCUGUAUAUGAAGCUUGGAAGGCUAAGAACUUCUCAGGUCCAUGGUGUUUCGAGAACUUCAUACAGUCACGAUCUCUACGGCGUGCUCAAGACGUGAGGAAACAACUUGUCAGCAUUAUGGACAAGUAUAAGCUAGAUGUGGUGAGUGCUGGGAAGAAUUUCACCAAGAUAAGGAAAGCAAUCACAGCAGGAUUCUUCUUCCACGGAGCAAGGAAAGAUCCACAGGAAGGUUACAGGACGCUGGUGGAGAAUCAACGGUUUACAUACAUCCAGAGCAGUGCUCUGUUCAAAGGCAGCCCGACUGGGUGA